Molecule: messenger RNA, 1429 nt
Organism: Lineus longissimus
Lineage: Eukaryota; Metazoa; Nemertea; Pilidiophora; Heteronemertea; Lineidae
Product: ribosome biogenesis protein NOP53-like
Exons: 12
Coding region: 10-1305 (431 amino acids)
Biological process (GO): ribosomal large subunit assembly; rRNA processing
Cellular component (GO): nucleolus
Molecular function (GO): 5S rRNA binding
Source: RefSeq, a predicted model, not a curated record
AAAUUCAGCAUGGCGGACAACAGCACACGCAAACGAAAACGUGUGAGCAAAAACAAGAAAAAGACCUGGCGAAAAACAGAUAUCUCAGAGGUUGAGGAAUAUUUAGAAGAUAAACGUCUUCAAGAACGUACUGGUGGCCUUGUAGCAGAGAAACCGGAUGAAGCACUAUUCUUCAUAGAUAAAGAAACAGUCAAAGAUGAAGUCCCAACCAAAAGAAGCAGGAGGGAGCCAAGGACACUGCGUUGCUUUGCCAAUCUUGAACCAAAUCCUCGAAUCAAGGCAGCCAGCAAAAGUGUGAAUAUUCGAACUGCCCACACAUAUGAAAAGAAGAAAUCGAUUCGAGUCAAGGAGAGGGAGGCAAAGGGUAUUGUCACAAUCACGGCCAAGAAAGCAAAGGAACAGAAAAAGAAGGCUACGGCAGCUAGCAUCAAGAAAAUGUUGGAUAAAAGGCAGCCGCUUACGGCUGAUUAUGAUCUGUGGGGAACUGGUGAGAAAGCAAAAGCUCCAGCAGAUGAUGAAUAUCACAAACGAAUUACAAAGAAACUUCCCAUAAAGAAGCCAGCCCACACCUACAAGAAGCCAUCUGGUCUUCCAGCCAUUGAAAUGGCUCACCCUGGUGCUUCGUACAAUCCUGCUUAUGAGGAUCACGUGGAAUUGUUGCAAAUGGCACAUGAAAUUGAGGUUAAGAAGGACAGAGAAGAAAAAAGAAUAACUCGGUCACUUGACGAGAAAUUUCCAUCAAAAGCCGAGGCACCGACACACCAAACCUGGGUCCAGGAGAUGAGUGCAGGACUUUAUGAGGAAGCAAGUGAUAAUGAGGAUGUUGGGGACGUGGAUAAGCUCUCCGUCAAUCCACCUGUCAGGCGGGAAAAUAAGAAAACUGUCACGCAGAGGAAUAAGGAAAAGAAAGCAAGGGAGUUGGAAGAGAAACGAAAGAAAGACAAGGAAAGCAGGAUAAAGGACACUGAAAUUUUCCGUCUGAGGAGUUUCAAGAAAGCUGUAACAGAGCGUGAGAAGGACUUGGCGGAGAAGGCAAGACGAAAAGCCGAAUUGAAGGAGAAGAAUAAAGAUAACACUAAGGUGUUGGGAAAGAUGAAAUUUGAAGCCCCAGAUGUUGAAAUCAAACUUGGGGAUGAAUUGAGGGGAUCAUUGCGGUUAUUAAAGCCUGAGGGACAUCUCAUGGAAGAUCGAUUCAAGAGUUUCCAGAAACGUAAUAUCAUUGAACCAAGACUGAGAGCAAAGUACAAGAAAACGUACAAAGACAAGAAAUUCGAGAAGAACACUCACAGGGAAAUUACGUUAUGAUAACAUCACAAAGAAAACCAAAGGAAGGGAGAAGAAAAGGCUGAAAAACCAUGCUGUUUAAAAUCUGUGAUUUUAACUGUACAUAGAGUCACUAAAAUGUACAUUAAAAUGCAUUUCCACGCCA